This is a messenger RNA of Mycetomoellerius zeteki, 3468 nucleotides long. Its product is annotated as phospholipase DDHD1. Gene Ontology annotation, molecular function: glycerophospholipase activity; metal ion binding. Gene Ontology annotation, cellular component: cytoplasm. The record is from RefSeq and is a predicted model, not a curated record. Bases 753 to 2618 code for a protein of 621 amino acids. The transcript is spliced from 10 exons. NCBI's taxonomy places the organism in Eukaryota, Metazoa, Arthropoda, Insecta, Hymenoptera, Formicidae.
UGAACCGUUGCAAAAGUUCAGCAAAAAAAAAAAAAAAACAGGCCAAGCGCUACGCACUGCAUCAGCUGGUUGCUAUGGUUGCUGUUGUGAAUUGCUAUCAUCCAUUACCACUGUGACGGGUGACCGUCAGUGACUGUCAGUGACCGUGUGACGAGGUGUUCUGGACAAAUAAAAAGUGGUAUUAUAUGAGGCGCGCAAAAUUGAGUGCGACACACAAUGUGAGAUACACGAUAAUGUCGGAGGUCGAAGUGCGGAGGGGAUACCUUUGUUCGUUGAUUGUCGUCGCGUUGAAUCGAAUCGUUCUUUACCAUUUCCCUGGAUAACUCAUGUACGCGCGCGCAUGCGGUCCCGUUUGGGAGAGUGCGAGAUAACGUGGUUCUGCGUGGCUCUCGACUCGAUCGCGAGAUUCGCGAGCGGGAUUUAUGUCAAUGCAGCGACUGCAGCUGGAUAAUUUGCGGAAGAGGCGAAGAUCGUCGGAAUAUUCCUUGCCAUGUUCCCCUCUCUCUCUCUCUUUUCCUCUCUUCCAUUUUAUGGUUGGUGUCUCACGUUUUUCUUCGCGCUCGUGCAAAGUUCAUCUCCGUCGAUUCGUCAUCGCGAUAACGCGAGGGUGACAGCUCUGCGACAAGAGUCGCGUCUAUCAUCAUAGUCUCGUGAUCGCUGCCCACGCGCGGCGACAACUAUCGCUGUUUGUUGAACUCGCGAAGCUUAAGCGUACUCGAGUUCUGACAAUACUCGCCUAGCAGCUCAACGGGAUGUCCAUUAAUCUGAGCGAGAUCGAUCCGUUCGGUGAGACGCCGAUGGAGCUGCCUAUGGAGCUGCCUAUGGAGCAAGAAUCCUACGAAGAUGAUGACCAAGCAAUAGUGGAAUCCAGUCCAAAGAACAAUAUAGAAACUAAUGCUGUGAGUGAAGCAGAUUAUGCCGAGCCUUUGACCCCGGAAGAAGUACGGUGGUUUUAUAAAGACGGCGUUGACAAAAGGUGGAACGAAUUUUGCGGGUACGACAGUUUAAGAAUUGAGAGAAUUUAUCGAGAACGUCAGAAUUUAAUUAGUGAAAAUAAUGAUGGAACAAACUAUUUGUCACCUGCUGAAAAAAUUGUGGUUAGAGGUGGCAUGUAUGAUGUCGAAAUAGAUAAUAUGAAAUGCGUUUCGAUAUAUUGGCCAGGUGAAGAAUGGGAAAUUAUGAGGGGUACAUGGUAUUACGAUGGCAAUUGGAUACCCUUGGAAACAGAACAUUCCAAAGUAAUAGAAAAGGUACAUCUUAAAUUAUUUCAAAAGGAAAGCAGCAAUCAAAAUAUCAUUAUGUGUGAUACAAAUCCUCCUCAAUCUUAUAAAGUGUUACAUACUGAACAAUUCUCCGAGUUUCACGUUGAUUGGCACUCGGUUAACGAUGUGACAUUAUAUAGCGAAUAUACACCUACUAAAUUAAUGCGUAGCGUUACAUCAAAGUUGGGUUUUGCUAAAACAACAGGCUAUCGAUUAAAAAGAGGCUAUAAAACACGUACAAAUAUGGAGGACAAGCCACGUGAUAUUGAUCAUCUAGUAUUUGUUGUUCAUGGAAUAGGACAAAAGCGAGAUACGGGAAAAAUUAUUCGAAAUACCACAUGUUUUAGAGAUUGCGUGGAUUGGCUUAAGCAAAAAUACUUUCCAAAUUCUAAACACAGAGUAGAAUUCUUUCCAGUUGAAUGGCGAUCAUCAUUAAAGUUAGAUGGAGAUAUAGUAGACGCAAUUACACCUUACAGUGUAUUGAGCAUACGUCACUUGCUUAAUACAUCAGCAAUGGAUAUUUUGUAUUAUACAAGUCCUCUGUAUGGUGCUGAAGUUCGAGCUGGAUUACAAAAAGAGUUAAAUAGUUUAUACUGUAUGUUUGCGAGUCGGCAUCCUGGUUGGCAAGGAAAGAUUUCAAUUUUAGCGCAUUCUCUAGGAUGUGUGAUUGUAUAUGACAUAGUUACAGGCUGGAUAGGACCUGAUUCGCGACUCUCAUGUCCGCAGGCGCAAGAAGUUUUAUUGCAAGGAUUGCAAUUUCCUAUUGAAAAUUUGUUUUGCUUGGGUUCGCCGUUGUCCGUAUUUUUAGCUCUGCGCACUCGUACUCCAUCCAACAGAUUAGAUGUGAUGCCGCAAGGUUUAUGUAAAAGAUUCUAUAACAUAUUUCAUUGGUCCGACCCAGUGGCAUAUAGAAUGGAACCGCUUUUAGAAAGGGGUUACAGUAAAAUCGAGCCAGUUCUAAUACCACCAUACGGAGGAAUUGAUGGUCAGCAAAUACCACAAUCGCCUUCAUCACUAAACAACGUCGAUCCGACUCUACCACCUACAGAAAAUGAUGAUAAAGAUGAUAGUCCAGUGGAUAGUCCACCCAAUCGUAAUGCAGAGAAGGGUUGGAGUCUUUGGGAUUUAGUGCGAGGUGGUUGGAACAUUAGAGAAGGUCCAUCUUCACCAACACCAGAUUCAAAUCCAUCAAUCCGUCCAGGUCAAGAAUUAGCACAACGAUUGGACUAUGUGCUCCGUCCGAUUGGCUUAGGAAGAAAUUAUUUGUAUACUGUAGCAGCACAUACGGCAUAUUGGAAUAACUACGACGUAGCCUAUUUCGUAUUAACAAGACUCUUUCCAACGCUGGAAACUUGAUGGCGGUUUAAACAGUUUAACGCAGAGUCCCAGCAGUUUCUGCUAAGAUGCUCUAGUCCAUUGUAGGCCUUCUCUAGAACGUGAUAUCGCAAAUAGGUCUGCUACCAAAACAAUCUGUGAUAAUGGAAAAAUGAUACAAUAAUGUUGCGAAUUCUAUGAAAACCGAUCAUUUUAUAUGAUUUGUAUAAUUUAGUAAUCGCUCUGCAUGAAGUUAUACGAGACAAACAUUGUCUUUGCUCGUUUUGGUAAGUAAUUGUUUGUACAAAACAUUAGGUAAUCGACAUUUGUACAUAACAUAAUAAAUUCUGUAUCAUACAAGAGCGCAUGGAAGAAAAUGAUAAGUUUUAUGAAAUUUUAUGUUACCAUUUAAUAGAUACAGUAUAUGAAUAUGCUAGAUAUUUAUUAAGUAUAAUAUUUUGUAAAACUCUCUAUAACUUGUUAUGAUACGGCAAACUGUUUUCGAAUAACACAUUCUACAAUAAGCCCUUACUUAAAGUAACUCUUAAACCGUAAAAAAUUGAUCAGUCACAGUGUCUGAUCGAAUGUGAAAAGAAUAAUUGAUUAUGAUUGAUCAAUUUCUUAUGCCUUAAUCCUUUGAGUCACGCAAUUAAAGGAAAAGACUAAUCUCUGAAAAAUGUAUAGAAUUAUAGGUUUUUGAGGUCACUGAAAUCAAAUCUUUUAUCAAAUCCUAAAAUAAUUGAAAUUCAAGAUGGCGAGUACAAUAUGGCGGUUUAAAAAGCAAAUUGAUUCUUGAUUUUCAUUACAAUUCGCAUUCUAUCCUGAAAAAUCCAUAAAUAAGGGUUUUCUGAAGUGGCGGAAUAUAAAUCCAACCAUUGAAUUUAUAAAAAAU